ACUUCCCCCAAUUUCAACCCUGGCGUGGGGCGGUGGAUGCUAUUGACCUGGAAUAUUGUAAGAUGCACCGUUGUAUUUUGUGCUUCUCAUUUCGAUAAUGUAUCUCUAAUGGUUCGUGUGGGAUACAACGGAGUCCUAUGAAUUGACGUUUUUGCUUGGAUUUUACUUUGAUUGCUAUUCUUUUCUGGAUCGUGCCAGUGUAGGCGACAGCGGACGGAACGAUUGCGGGCUCUGAUUUGCCCUGUGAUUGCUGACACAGAAAACAAGCUAGGGAGCCAUGCCGUUACUGAGUAACCCUGGAGACGCUUGAUUGAUCAUGAUGAAGACCGAACCCUCGUCCGCGAAGACGGCCAACACCACCACGCUCCGCAGCCCGUCCCCGCACCGCAACGCGUACGAGGCGAGCAUCCAAGCGCUGAAGCCGGCCAACGACAUCCUGAACAGUGCCGCCAACGGAGAUGCCCAGGAUGGGAAGCAGAAGCAGUCGAGCCGCGGCCGCACGUACGGCUCCAACGUGCACCGCAUCAAAAACAUGUUCAUGCAGAUGGGAGCCUCCUCGCCGACGGAGGGGGAGGAUCCGGUCAAAGAGACUGAGAUCAAGCCCGUGCGUCUCACCCUUCCCCGCGCUGGAAGCCUGAACGAAAACGUUGACCACAGCGCACUACUGAAACUGGGCGCCACGGUCUCUGAGCGGGUCAGCAAGUUCGACCCGAAAGCGGAAGGUGGCCAGCAGCGAGGUGCCUCCUCCCCCUCCUCCUCCGCAUCCUCCAGCUUCUCCAAGCUGCAAGAGACGCGCAAGAUCUUCGAGCAGCAUCAGCAACAGGAGAAACAGGCCGCCUCUAACCGCGUCCUGCUGAAGAAGGAGCGGGUCGCGGGGAUUCAAGACGGGCGGCUGGACGUUGUGGCCCGGUUCAACGGCAGCACCGAGUCGCUGGACAGCCUCGACGCGGCGGUGGGCGGUGCUACCGAGGCCGUGUCGCCCACCGUGAGCCAGCUGAGCUUGGUGUUCGAGCGGGCCACUGAGCUGCGGCACAACCUGCACCGCCUCUCGAACACGCCGCCGCUGCCGUCGCGGGGCGUCACCGCCAAACCCAGCGCCCUCAACUCCAAAGUAAUUUCCAAACGGGUCCGGAGCUUGCCCGCGGCGUGUUCCAACAGAGAAGACGGCUCGAAUCAGCAAGAUGGGCAAGAUGGGUCGAUUAAACACCGUGGAAAGGGACCCACACAAAACCAGGGCUCCAUCACUACGGACCGGUCCACCUCAGCAGGCCAGGCAGCCAUAGAUGGAUCCCAGAGAUGUGAGUCUGAGUGGGCUGAGAACGGCACCGGUGUGACCUCCAUGCCACCAGAGGGUAAAGCACAGCAGACCUCCGGCGUCAACACCAGAGGGACCAGAGGCAGUCACAGCCCUGUAGAGAAUGGCAAGGAGGCCUCGGACAGGGACUCUGCCCAGGAUGGGCACCACGGGCCUGGGGAGGGAGAAGACGGGGAGCGGGGCGGGGUGGGGAGGUCAGCGCGGGGUCGGAGGCGCAGAGGAGAGAGCGAGGAGGAGGCUGAGGAGGCGCAGAAGGAGGACUACUCUGGCGGCGACACACUGGACAUCAGUGCUUACAGCGCAGCCGGGGAGGAGUCCGCAGGCAGCGAGGAGGAAGAGGAGGAGGAGGAGGAGGAAGACGAGCCCUACGAGCCGGAGUCCAGCUGCACGGAGAUCCCGGGCCUGCCCGCCGAGGACGAGACGCCCCCCAGUCGCAAGCUCCGCUUCAGCACCAACCCCAUCCAGGUCUUCACCACGUAUUGUAAUGAGGACUAUGACAGGCGUAAUGAGGACGUGGACCCGAUGGCUGCAUCUGCGGAGUACGAGCUGGAGAAGCGAGUGGAGAGGCUCGAUCUGUUCCCUGUCGAGCUGGAGAAAGACAGCGAUGGCCUGGGCAUCAGCAUCAUUGGGAUGGGAGCUGGAGCCGACAUGGGCCUGGAGAAGCUGGGCAUCUUCGUCAAGACUGUCACAGAUGGAGGGGCCGCUCAUCGGGAUGAACGUAUCCAGGUGAAUGACCUGAUCGUGGAGGUGGAUGGAACCAGUCUGGUCGGAGUCACUCAGACUUUCGCCGCUUCUGUCCUAAGGAACACGUCAGGAAGCGUCCGGUUUCUGAUUGGCCGUGAGAAGCCAGGCGAGCAGAGUGAGGUGGCCCAGCUCAUCCAGCAGACUCUUGAGCAGGAGCGCUGGCAGAGAGAGAUGAUGGAGCAGCGCUACGAGAACUACAUGGGCGAUGAGGACGAGGCUGGCGACUAUGGCACUGAUGAAGAGGAGGAUGAUGAAGAGGAGGAGAUGAGCCCCGGGUACCCCAGCGCCAUCGAGGUGUUUGACCUGGCCGAGAACGAGGACAUGAUGUCACCGCUGGAGAUGGACCCAGAGAAGCUUGCACACAAGUACAAAGAGCUCCAGAUCAAGCAUGCUGUGACUCAGGCAGAGAUCCAGCAGCUGAAGAGGAAGGUGUCUCACGCGGACCAGGAGAAGCAGCGGUGGCGCGGUGAGAAGGCCCAGCUGGAGCGGAGCCUCACAGACAACCGUGAGCGCAUGGAGAAGCUGGAGGGCUACUGGAUGGAGGCCCAGUCGCUGUGCCAGGCCGUGGACGAGCACCUCAAGGAGACGCAGGCCCAGUACCAGGCCCUGGAGCGCAAGUACAGCAAGGCCAAGAGGCUCAUCAAGGACUACCAGCUGAAGGAGAUAGAGUUUUUGAAGAAGGAGACGGCCCAGCAGAGGACAGUGGAAGAGGAAGAGGCAGAGGCAGAGGCAGAGGCAGAGGCAGAGGCAGAGGCUUCAGACCAGGAAGAGGCAGAGCAGCUCCAGGACAAGGUACCUGAUGCACCUGAGGUGGAGGAACCCAAGGCAGGAGCCUCCUAAAGGCAGGAGUGUGUGCUUCAGUGAGGAGACCACGCUGUCCCACUACGUUAAUGAGGGCCAACACAACACUACUCUACUACUCUCUCUCUCUCUCUCUCUCUCUCUC
Molecule: messenger RNA, 3005 nt
Organism: Clupea harengus (Atlantic herring)
Lineage: Eukaryota; Metazoa; Chordata; Actinopteri; Clupeiformes; Clupeidae
Gene: ppp1r9bb
Product: protein phosphatase 1, regulatory subunit 9Bb
Biological process (GO): actin filament organization; neuron projection development; calcium-mediated signaling
Cellular component (GO): dendrite; postsynaptic density; actin cytoskeleton
Molecular function (GO): actin filament binding
Source: RefSeq, a predicted model, not a curated record